AUGGCGGCUCUAGCCAAGGCCACCGGCGAUUGGAAAUACGACACAAGGACUGGCAUUCCAGCGAGAAAAAUCAACAAUAGCUUAGCAGAGGAGGUAUUUUGUUAUAUCAGAAGUGUAUAUUAUGCUCUGUUUGAGGCGAAGGUACACAUGUGUAUUCCGAUUAGUGGUACUGUUUUUUGGGGAAAAUGUGAUGAAGAUUAUGACAGAGAGAAGAUCAAUGUGGACCUGAAAUUUGCAUUGCCUGGUAAGGAAAGACAAGAUUUUGCAUACAGUGGACUUCAGACAAUUGAUCUGACCUCUGAACUUGUAUGCAUCCACGAUUCUACAAGACCUUUGGUGACAUCCAGUGAUGUAGAAAAGACUUUGGCCCGAUUUCAAGAAGUGACUAACAGAUACACCCAGGAAAAACAGAAUGUGGACGAGCUUCUAAAACAAUGA
Messenger RNA from Helianthus annuus (common sunflower), 438 nucleotides. Its product is annotated as 2-C-methyl-D-erythritol 4-phosphate cytidylyltransferase-like. NCBI's taxonomy places the organism in Eukaryota, Viridiplantae, Streptophyta, Magnoliopsida, Asterales, Asteraceae. Bases 1 to 438 code for a protein of 145 amino acids. Gene Ontology annotation, molecular function: 2-C-methyl-D-erythritol 4-phosphate cytidylyltransferase activity. The record is from RefSeq and is a predicted model, not a curated record. The transcript has 7 exons.